This is a messenger RNA of Ostertagia ostertagi, 459 nucleotides long. The record is from the annotation of a GenBank genome assembly. Lineage: Eukaryota; Metazoa; Nematoda; Chromadorea; Rhabditida; Trichostrongylidae.
AUGGCGGAGAAGACGCAGUGCUGUGGCCGUAAAUGGUGCGUCAGCGAUCCAUGUGGAAUCGUAUGCGCCGUUAUAACAUGGCUGCUGAUCGUGUAUAGUCAAUCUGUGGUAUUUCUUGUAUUAAUUCAUUCCUAUGAUGAACACUGGCUUCAUACUGGCGUCAAUUUUGUAUUGUUCGAAUUUUUGACAGCGUUGGCACUUAUUAGCCAUGUGAAAACAAUGUUAACUGACCCUGGCUCGGUGCCGAAAGGUAACGCUACUGAGGAACAUAUAGAACGGCUUCAAGCUGCAGAGGAAUUCAAGGUGAUCUAUAAGUGUCAGAAGUGCUGCAGUAUCAAACCGGAUCGUGCGCACCACUGCUCGGUUUGCGAUCGUUGUAUUCGGCGCAUGGAUCAUCAUUGCCCUUGGGUGAACAACUGUGUGGGCGAGGCGAAUCAAAAGUAUUUCGUUCUGUUUACG